AUUGCAUUCCUUGAAUGAGGGAAAAUCUAAUGGAAAAUUUGGCAUUUAAAAUCUUUCAAUAUUUGUGAUUAAUUCAGUGGAAUUGUGCAUAACGGAAUUGUUGAGAAAUAAAAUCAAGAAGUGUGAACAGACUAGAAAAUAAAAGGGCAACAAAAGGAAAGAAGCAAAAUGCAAAAGCUGCCAGAGAAAAUUCUCUUCUUCAUUUUUAUUUUAUUUUCCCUCCUUAAGGUCGCUGUGAGUCUUCAGCUCGAGGGAUUGUCCACAAAGAAGCCGAGAGUUACGAAAUACACAACAAAGUCAUCACAGAGUGUGACUCCCUCUCCUGCCACAACAUCUUUCUAUCGUGUUAAUGCAACAAAUGGGGCGACAUGCAUCCUAAUAAGGACAGAUGGGCUUCUAAGUAUUCAAUACAGGGACAGACUAGGGGAGGACAAGGAAGCAGAUAUUUUUCUUCCGGACAAUGUUGAUUUAAGCGGCGAAUGCUAUGAGGAUGAAUCGAGCAUCACAAUGGGUUUCAAGGGUUUCGUUCUGACGAUGAAUUUCAAGAAAACCCCCGGUGGGGAACGAUGGUAUAUCAACAACGUAGAUCUCUCAUACUCAUCGUCAAAUCACGUCUUUGAGCACGUAGAUCGUCCCAAUCUCGAUGUGAAGCUCUCCACGCCGCAGCACAACACCCUGCUGUUCCCUACGCCCGUUGGGAAGUCCUACACGUGUGACACGGAAAAGGUGAUCACGAUGUUUGCGCAGGAUGAGGAUGAUCGUUCGGGGCAUCUGGCCAAGCUCUACCUGCGAGAUUUGCGAAUGCAGAGCUUCAUGUACAAGAAGGCCAGUACAUGGGGCCCGUCGUAUCAGUGCAGUGCCACUGGGACGUAUCGCGAUGAGACAGCUCCCAUUGCCGUGGGUUCAACAUUGGCCAUUGUUACGCUCUGCAUCAUCACGGGCUACGGUCUGUGGCGGUAUUUCAAAGUAAAGAAGGUGCAGUAUGGUACAAUGGAGUAAAUUAAGUGCGUGUCUGUACUUUGCCUGUACCCCGCCCACCUCUUUCAUCUUAUCUUAAUUGAUUAUUUAAUUGCAUAAAUUUCUCUAUUUUUUUUUUUACAAAUGGAUGAAAAUUAUUUGUUUUUUUUUUAAUAAUUGUGAUAAUUUUUUUAAAAGUUUAAUAUUUGCUCUGAGAAUUAAUUUCUGGUGGAGCAUUUUAGGCGUUUUAAGGGUCCUUUUUGUCAGUUAUUGAUCUCAAAAUUCUCUUUUUAGCAGAAGAAAGUUCUUUAUAUAAUCAGAAAAUUAUUCUUCUUUUGAUGAUUAUAUUUUUUUUUCUGGACAAAAUAAACGUUAUAUUUGAUGAGAAAUUAAUUCUUUAAUUCAAAUGAAUAAUACUCUUUUAGUUCAGAAGAAUGUUUUAUAUGAACAAAAUUUAUUCUCUUAAGCAGAAAAAAAUGGAAAAUUGUUUUAUUUUGCAUUACAUUUAAUUGAAAAGAAAAAGAAGAUUGAAAAUGAAUUUUUCUUUGACCAAAAUGUACAAUUUUUUCUGAUAAUUUUCUUAUUUUCCUAAUCUCUCCUACUUUAAUCAACAAGAACGUACUACUGAUCAAAUAGAAUAUUUUUCUGUAUAAAAAGAACGUUUUAUUGGGCAAAAAAACAUUCUUCUGUCAAACAGAAAAUUUUUCUACCGGAAAAUUAAUUGUUUCAUUGUAAUGAAUUCUCUCCUUUUUUAAAUCAAUUUUUCCAAAAUCAAUUUAUCUAAUAUCUUUUAAUUAAGUUGUAAAAUUGAAGAAAUUAAUUUAUUAAAACAGAAAUUCUAAUUAAACCA
Messenger RNA from Lutzomyia longipalpis, 1807 nucleotides. RefSeq names its product lysosome-associated membrane glycoprotein 5. Gene Ontology annotation, cellular component: membrane. Bases 169 to 999 code for a protein of 276 amino acids. NCBI's taxonomy places the organism in Eukaryota, Metazoa, Arthropoda, Insecta, Diptera, Psychodidae. The transcript has 4 exons. The record is from RefSeq and is a predicted model, not a curated record.